UCUUACAAUGUCGAUAGCCGUCUCUCGAUAGACUGUAUAUAAACAUCAAACCAUUUUUCAUACUCGUGUCGCUCCAUACACCUUGAAGAUAGUAUGUAAAAAUGGGAAUUUUUAGCAAUACUGUUGUCAUUUUUACUUUCCUAUGUUACUCGACAUACGAAUGCAAAAGUCACGGCAUCAGACACGAUGUAAGAAAAUUUCCUGAUGGAUUUCUUUUUGGAACUGCGACAGCUUCUUACCAAGUGGAAGGAGCGUGGGACGAGGAUGGCAAGGCUGAAAAUAUCUGGGAUCACCUGACCCACAAUAACCCUUGCAUCAUCAAGGAUUGUUCAAAUGGGGAUAUUGCCGAUGAUUCCUAUCAUCUUUAUGAAAGAGAUGUCGAAAUGAUGCGAGAAUUAGGUCUAGAUUUCUAUAGGUUCUCUCUAUCCUGGCCAAGAAUUUUACCUACAAGUUUCCCGGACAAGAUAAACGAGGCGGGCGUGCAGUAUUACAACAAUUUGAUCGAUGAAAUGUUGAAGUAUAAUAUACAGCCGAUGAUAACUCUGUAUCAUUGGGAUCUGCCUCAGAAGUUGCAGGAAAUGGGCGGCUGGGCUAAUCCUCAUAUUGUAGAUUGGUUCGGUGACUACGCGAGAACAGUCUUCCAACUAUUCGGUGACAGAGUUAAAUAUUGGAUUACAAUAAAUGAGCCGUACCAAGUGUGCAACCAGGGCUAUGGUGAUGUUAUAAAAGCGCCGGUCCUUAACAGCAAGGGCGUAGCUGAGUACAUGUGCGCUAAGAAUUUGCUCCUCGCCCACGCUCGAGCAUAUCACAUCUAUGACGAAGAGUUCAGACCUAAUCAAGACGGUGCUAUAUUCAUCUCAUUCAGCGCGCAAUGGUAUGAACCGGAAACUGAUGACGAUAUUGAGGCUGCUAACGACAACAAUGACUUCCAGUGGGGACAGUAUACUCAUCCUGUCUUCUCCGAGGCAGGGGACUUCCCACCGUCUAUGAGGAAGAGGAUAGCUGCAAAGAGCGAAGAGCAGGGCUAUCCUAGGUCCAGACUGCCGGAGUUUACUCCCGAGGAAAUUGAUUACGUUCGUGGCAGUUCCGACUACUUCGGUCUCAACCACUACUCUACAUUAAUAGUUUACAGGAAUGAAUCUGUUUACGGUUACCACGAUGUUCCGUCAUACGCUGAUGACUUAGAGGUCCUAACAUACCAGAAGGCAGAAUGGAAGAUUGGUCAAUCUGAAUUUACCAAGUGCGUACCAUGGGGCUUCCAAAAGCUUUUGACAAGAAUAAGAGAGGAAUACAACAAUCCUCCUGUUUAUAUAACUGAGAAUGGUUUUGCUACAUACGGUGGCUUGGAUGACGACGACCGUGUGACUUACUACAAGGAAUACAUAAACGCAAUGCUAAACGCUAUUGAAGAAGGAUCCGAUGUCAGGGCUUACACCGCUUGGAGUCUCAUGGACAACUUCGAAUGGAUGCAGGGAUACACUGAGCGCUUCGGUCUGUAUGAGGUGGAUUACGAGAAUGCGAAACGCACACGCACGCCACGCAAGUCCGCCUUCGUGUACAAGCAGAUUCUACGCACGCGGGAGCUCGACAUGCACUAUGAGCCUUACACCGACGUCAUGACUAUCGACGAGGGAAAUUUCGUCGUGAGUUCGUUGAUCGUAAAAGGCGAGUGUAAAUUUAUUAAUAAUGUUCGGCAUGAUGUAAGAAAAUUCCCCGAUGGCUUUCUUUUCGGCACCGCAACCGCCUCCUACCAAGUGGAAGGAGCUUGGGAUGAAGAUGGAAAAACUGAAAACAUAUGGGAUCAUGCAACUCAUACAAACCCAUGCGUUAUAAAGGACUGCUCAAAUGGCGAUAUAGCUGACGAUUCUUAUCGCCAAUAUAAGAGAGAUGUACAGAUGAUGAGGGAGCUGGGCCUUGACUAUUACAGAUUUUCACUCUCGUGGCCACGAAUUUUACCAACCAGUUUUCCCGACAAGAUAAAUGAAGCGGGGGUUCAAUAUUACAACAAUUUGAUUGAUGAAAUGCUCAAAUACAAUAUCACGCCAAUGAUAACGCUAUACCAUUGGGAUUUACCGCAAAAACUACAAGAAAUGGGUGGGUGGACAAACCCAGAAAUAGUACACUGGUUUGGAGAUUAUGCUAGAAUUGCUUUCCAAUUGUUUGGUGAUAGGGUUUCAGAUUGGAUCACAAUCAAUGAACCCCAUCAAGUGUGUUACCAUGGUUAUGGGGACAACACAAUGGCUCCUCUUCUGAACAUUAAAGGUGUAGCUGAUUACAUGUGUGCUAAAAACUUAUUAUUAGCUCAUGCUAAGGCUUAUCACAUCUAUGAUAAAGAGUUCCGUCCGUCGCAUGGUGGUAAAAUUUUCAUAGCACUGAGCGCGCAGUGGUACGAUGCGGAACAUGAAGAAUUUGUAGAUGCUGCUAAAGAAGCUAAUGAUUUCACGUGGGCAAUAUAUUCACAUCCAAUAUUUUCGGAAACCGGUGAUUUCCCACCGGUUGUUAAAGAGUACGUCGCUCAAAAGAGUGCGGAACAAGGAUUUUAUAGAUCAAGGCUGCCAGAAUUUACAGAAGAAGAAAUUGACUAUGUGCGCGGCACGUCAGAUUGUUUCGGUCUCAAUCAUUACUUGACGUACUACGUAUAUCGCAAUGAAUCUGUAGUCGAUUAUUAUGAAUCACCAUCAUUUGAUGACGACAUGGGAGUAAUAACGUAUGUCUAUGAUGAAUGGCAAAUUGGCGAAUCUCAGUACACGAAGUUUGUUCCAUGGGGAUUUUACAAGUUACUGACAAGAAUACGCGAGGAUUAUGGCAAUCCUCCUGUCAUUAUUACGGAAAAUGGAUUUGCCACACUUGGAGGCUUAAAUGACGAUGACCGCAUCACCUACUAUAGGCAUUACAUCAGCGCUAUGCUAGAUGCUAUGGAGGAAGGAUCAGACGUGCGAGGUUACACGGCGUGGAGUCUUAUGGAUAACUUCGAAUGGCUGGCUGGAUAUACUGAGCGUUUCGGUCUGUACGAGGUGGACUACGAGAGCGCGGAACGCACACGCACGCCGCGCAAAUCUGCCUUCGUGUACAAGCAGAUUGUACGCACACGGGAACUUGACAUGCACUACGAGCCCGACACCGACGUCAUGACCAUCGACGAGGGACACUAAUUUAGAUAAACGAGUAAAAUAAAUUUAAAAAUCAA
Molecule: messenger RNA, 3187 nt
Organism: Papilio polytes (common Mormon)
Lineage: Eukaryota; Metazoa; Arthropoda; Insecta; Lepidoptera; Papilionidae
Product: lactase-phlorizin hydrolase-like
Exons: 11
Coding region: 102-3152 (1016 amino acids)
Biological process (GO): carbohydrate metabolic process
Molecular function (GO): beta-glucosidase activity
Source: RefSeq, a predicted model, not a curated record